CAAUAACAACGGCGGCGGCGGCGGCGCCGUUGAUUGCAUGCAGACGUUGCUACAACAACCGAACCGUGCGUCUAGCCAUCCCCUCCACCAGUGCAUUCUCCAUUAAAUUAAUUUAUUAAGCGCCAUCAUUUUUCGCAUUUCGAGGUCAUUGUGCAAAUUGUGUGCGAAUGAAAAUAAUUUGUGGCACCGUAAGUACUGCCUUGGCGUCCCCUUUACGUAGGCGAAGGACGGCCAAAGAGAAAGUUGCAAUUAGCAUUCUUUUCCACGAAACGGAAGGGUGAGGGGGCGCGUGAAUCAAUCCGCGCCGCGAAUCCCGUAGUGUGUGCGUGCGUGCAUGUGUGUAUCAUCGGAAGAGUGGUCGGGAUUGUUGUUUGUUUUGAUAUUGGCCCACCCGUCGGUGGGUGUUUUAAAUUCGCAUAAUUCAUGCUUCCGUUACCGCGUUCUGAAUACGUGUGUUUGUGUUCGCGAUUGUGGAAGUCACGAAAAGAAGUCGCUAGUACAAGAUCCUAAAUUAGAGAACCCCUCGAGAUUCUCAUGUGUGCGUAGUUGUGUCCGCACGCUCGCGUGAUGAUGUUAUGUGCCCCCUCCCCAUCACCACCCUAAAACCAGUAGUCCGCGACCGGAGGCCGAAGGGUUGGUUCUAAUAUGCGUUAAGCGGUAAAACAAGUUUUCCGGUCGUCGUCGCCACAGCUGUGCUGGUGUUUGUGGCCAAAGCAUGUUGCUGUGGAGCAACCCCAUCAGAAGCGCCCACCACCCAUCGAACGCACACCGCUUUCAGCGCGUUUAUUAGCAGGGAGGUGGGCCGCGCGUUUCGCGCGCCUCACGAUGAAACACACGGCAUGCUGGGCGACGCAACGACGACAUACUCAAUUCACACAUCAUACGGCGAUUGCUUGGAUUGCGUGGUCGUUCGGUUGGUUGUGUCGUUUGCCUCCUUCCAUCGCCAGGAAUCCGACUCAGCAGCCAUUGAACGGUCGACGCGGCGAAAAAACCGUCCACGAGAUGUGCGGAAGACCCCUACACCAGACACUAGAGAUCGCCUCAAGCAUUGCAGUUAGAUAAGAUAACGUCGUAUCAUCGCGAGUCGCGACCGAGCAGCGACUUAUCACUUAUCCAACAUUUUCAGCUCACCACCAUCCCGCGUGCAGUGUGGCUCGGUUGCGCGGUACGUCGGUGUGGUGUGCCUGAAUGUGUCCGCGGGUCCGGGCUGUGAUCGGACCAUGGAUUUCGUGCUCGGUGGUGCGUCGUCGAUGUGUGCGGUGCUGUUCACGAAUCCGCUCGAUGUGCUGAAGACACGCCAGCAGCUCGAAGGAGAGCUGAUGGCCCGGAAGAAUCUCACCGAGCGAUCCUACAACGGACUGCGGCAGUCCUUUCUCACCGUCGUCCGCACCGAUGGAUGGCGCGGGCUGCAGAAGGGCCUUCCGGCUGCCCUCAUGUACCAGUUCACGAUGAAUAGUGUGCGGCUGGGGACGUAUCAGACGGCGGAGAAUCUCGGCUGGACGCGUAGUACCACCAAUCCGGCCCUGACGCCACUAUUGACGUUGUUUUGGGGCGGAAUCUCCGGGUUGGCGUGCGCCACCGCAUCCUGUCCGGUGUAUGUGGUGAAGACACAGCUGCAGGCGGUCACUUCCGGGACGUAUACGGCACGGUAUCAGCAUCAUCAUCGCGGGACUGUGGCGGCUUUCGUUAACAUCUAUCGGCAGAGUGGUAUCCGGGGGAUGUUCCGGGGGAAUACGGCGACAUUGGCUCGCCUUGGCAUCGGUUCGUCCGCUCAGAUGUGUUCGUUCAGUGCGUGCAAGGAUUGGUUGCAUCGCUAUGAAACGUUCCGGCAAUCACGCGUCCUGACGGCACUGGCCAGUAGUACCGUGGCCGGUUUCUUCACCAGUGUCCUGAUGUCACCGUGCGAUGUGGCCACGACACGCAUGACGAACCAAGCUGUCUCUGCGGAUGGCCGCGGUUUGCUCUAUCGGAACAUCUUCGAUUGCUUCGUGAAAAUCUACCGCUCCGAGGGUGUCCAUGGGUUCUACAAGGGAUUCGUGCCGAUGUAUCUUCGAGUUGCACCGCACACCAUGCUCAAUCUGACCUUCUGGGAGUUCUUCAAAGGAUUGCACGAGCGCUAUCUGCAGCAGCAGCAGCAGCAGCAGCACCAACAACACUGACGGCUGAGUCGAGUUUUGGGGAAAACUCUUAAACCUGACCCUGAGGCACCAGGCCUGUGAUGAUGAUACGAGCGCGAUAUCUUAUCAAUACGCACUGUGUGCCCUUUCGGUGACACGCACAAACACAACAUGCAGUCUAUGCUAGCGUUCCGUUACACCAUUGCACCAGAGCAAACAUUGUAAAACAGUUUGCUUCCACUAUCGCCCUUCCCUGCGCUGCCACAGAAUGUAUUAAAGUCAGUUGAGACAAGAUGUAUUCCAGAGAAGCAGCCGUACAGGUCCGGAAGUAUUGUCGAUCAAAUCGAUAGCACCGUCACCAGUCUCGAAGAAACUUCAAAGUAAAGCACCUUUAAAGGGGGUG
Messenger RNA from Anopheles aquasalis, 2520 nucleotides. Its product is annotated as solute carrier family 25 member 35-like. The record is from RefSeq and is a predicted model, not a curated record. NCBI's taxonomy places the organism in Eukaryota, Metazoa, Arthropoda, Insecta, Diptera, Culicidae.